GCAUUUAUGUCAUCUGCUGAAAAUUAAACAAUUUCACGGAAAAAUUGUGUUUUCAAAAUUGUAAAAUGCAUGUGUGAUUCACUCACAAUGUCUUCGAAUCUACAGAAGAAGCCCUCGAAGGGCAUUCUUAAGACGUCGCGGAGCGUCGAUACUACCGACGGUACACCUUCGACAAGCAAACGAGCGAAGGAGCAGAGGUUUGAUGAGACAAAUAUCUUGGAGACCUUCCAUCCGGCGAAUAAAGAUUAUGGUCAUAUGAAGAUAGAUGAGCCUAAGACCCCUUAUUCGGAACCUGUGGACGGUGAAGCGGAUCAAGGAGAGGAGUUGGACGCGAAUAUUCUGGCUGCGAAACUGGCAGCCAGUAUGAACAAGCCGCCCAAGUGUAUGGACGGGGAUGAGGAUAUGGAGGACAGUGAAGAGGUGCGCCGGAAGAAGGCCGAGUUUGAAAAGAAAAGAAAAAUGCAUUACAAUGAAUUUCAGGCUCUACAACUGGCGCGGCAGCUGAUGGCAGAGGACGACGACGACGACGAGGGGGGCGCAGCGCCCGCACAGUCGCAGCCCUCCAACACCUGACUGCCACGACAGGCCAAUGUAUAUAUACACACACAUGCUCCAAGCUGCUCAUACCCUGGCUGGAACUACUGUCUUAUGGUUACAAUUACGUUCUGAUGUUUUCUGAUUGAAGUCUUUAUCAAAGGUAUCAUAGAAGCUGGCAAUAUAAUACUACUUGCGCUCUACCAUGGUGAAUGUCAAAAAAUCCCUCGCGGCACGGCAACUUCGCCGCGCGCGGCGCGAAUAUAUCGAGGGCCUCGACCAAUAGACGCAGCGAAUGCUAUCUACGUAGAGAGACGUCGUACGACAUUUGCUGCGUCUAUUGGUCGAUAUAAUUCGCACCACGCUUGCCUCGGUGUCCGUGCUAACCACGCUGGACAUACGAAAUAGACUUACAACUGGUUUAUUUUGACAGCUGUCAUUUACAACAUGCUAGUACAUAAAUAGAAUUGUAAUAAAUGUGUACCUAUAAAUUCUUGUUGCAGGUUAUUUUGAGGUUUAGCUCUCUACCUACAGUUUAAAAUUAUUCAACCUGUCAAUUUUUUCCAGUUUGUUUUCUGAUCACUUCGACACUGGCAGAACGGUCGUAAUCCUAAGCGCCCCAUUACUAUAACUUAAAAAAAAAGCUUAAAUAAAUAAUAAUUGAGUAUGUAAAGGCAAUGCUGAAUAUGUAUGGACGAAAUACCCAGAAUCGAGUUUGUAAUGAGUUAUAAAAUCAAUGAAAGUAACACUGAUUUAAUCCUUGGGAGUUAAGAAGUUAUGUAAAUAAAUAUACUCGAAAUGUAUGGUCCCAAUACCCAAAUCAUUGUCGAUUGUGGGGGUACUAUUACCAUUUGACGAGUUAUAACAAGUUCAAACCUCAUGUAUAAAUUGACGGAAUAGUCAAUUUUACUGACACUGAUUUAAUAACACAUUGGUACAGACUCCAGUACACACCAUCUAAGUUUAUUUUAAGUUAUACCUGUCAUUUUCUUAUCCGUCGAAAAGGAAAGGGACGGGCAAUAGACACGCAUAAAGUUUAUGUAACACGUCAAUAUUAGGCAGAAAAAACAACCCUUCCAAAAUAUUAUAUAGGCCAAUAACCCGACGGAAUUAAGUUGACAGCACACGUCAAACGGAUGGUACAUGAGCGAGAUGCCUAUUUGAUUCGCCCGGGUUAUUCAUUCAUUUUAAAAUUAACAGUCGUCAAUCAUCCCGACUCUUUCCUAUUCGGUGGAUAAGAAAAUGACGGGUAUAACUUAAAAUAAAAUUAGGAGGUGUCUGCAGGAAUCGGGGCCAAUUGGAGUCAUUGAUUACCACUACUUUCAGGUUGAUAGAUUAAUAUUACGUUUCUGGGUAUUUUUAGUAUUGUCGUUUCUAUUCAGUUGUACUUUUGCAAUGAAAAUUUAAUUACUGCAUUUAUGAUUUGGAGUUAACAUUGACAAACUUAAAGAUUAAAAAGAUAUGACCAAUUUAUGUUAAAUUACUAUAAUGGGGAUUAAAAAGGCCAUAUCAAAGCAAUUCAUCUAAAAAGCAGCAUUGCAAUUUGAUGCGCAAUGCAUACAAAUGUCAAAUAGCAUUAUUGAUUUUUUAGAUUUAGAUUGCAUGGAUUUGGCCUUUUCAACCCGCCAGGUUUCAAUUUAGAACAAUCGUCAAAGUAGGUACCUCUAAUUACAUACACAUACAUACAUAGACUCACGCCUAUUUCCCACCGGGGUAAGCACCUCUGAAAAAUAUAUUUUUUCGACUUCCAUUUCGUACCUAUUCCUUUUUUGUCUGGGAAUAUAAUUGGCAUAAUAUUUACAUGAGCAGGCUAUAUGUGUACUGGGCAAACACCUCACUUACCAGAAAAUGUGUGGACCAUACUCCACCUUACUACUUCAAUAAACAAAGACUUUUUGUAUGCAUAAAAUUGACUAUUUAGUGCCAAUGAUAUAAAAGUCUGCAUUUAACGGUACAUCCUGCCUUUAUUGGCUACAUAUUUAUUUAGCAUACACAGCGGCUUUACCAAAUACAUGUACUUUUCAUCAAUUACAAUGGUGAUGAUUCCAGUACAGUCAUGACCAAUAUAAUGUACCCACUUUAGGACUCUGUCGCACUAACACAUUUGACAUUUAGUGAGACUUACAGUAGUUACAGUUCAAUUUGUAAAAAAAGUUAAUGUGACAUGGUACCAAAGUGUAUACAUAUUAAUGUUCGCGACCGUAUGCUCGACACCAACUAAUUUUAAUUUUGUUAUACCUGUCUUUUUCUUAUUGAUAGAAAAGGAAAGGGACAGGCAAUCGACAGGCAUAAAAUUUAUGGUACACACGUCAGUUUUAGUCAAAAUUUUACAUUGACAAAUAACCCGACAGAAUUAAGUAGACAGCACAUGUUAAACAGGUUGAUGCCUAUUUUAUUUGCCCGGAUUAUUCAUUCAUUUAUUUUGAAAUUAACAGUUGUCAAUCAUCCGUCCUUUUCCUUUUCGGGGGAUAAGAAAAUGAUGGGUAUAACUUAAAAUAAAAUUAGGUGGUAUCUGCAGGAAUCGGGGCCAUUAUCUGUAUUGUUAUCUUAUCAUAUAGCAUAUACAUGCCGUAGUUUAUUCACCUAAUUACUGGUUACACAGAUAAUUACAAGCUGAUUAUUAUUAAAUUAUUUCGUGCGUAAUAAAAUUUACUUUUUAUUACUAGAGCCUCUAUUAUAUUGUAAUAUAGCACCAUUUAACGCUUGGAAAAUGUGUCGUUGCUUAUAAAGUAUGAAUAAUUGUUUGCUUGCUUCCAUAACUAGCCUUAGGACAACCAAGUUUGUACAAGUAUUUAAGAUGUCAGACUGUAAAAAAAUUGUCUGACUAAUUUAAAUGUUCGACAUUAUUGUCCUUUAAAAUUAUAUAGAGUAGUGUAAUACAGAGAGAGAUGUAUAGUGUCAUAAAUUUUAUAUUUUCUUCCUUUAAUUAGAGUAGGAAGAUGCUUCAUAAAAUGAGGAUUUUAAGAGACAUUUGUUCCAGCCCAGCCAAAUAAUGUCGCGAGGCUGGUACUUAAUAUGCCAUAGGCAUUAUGUGGUCCUGCAUUUGGCUGUAUAAUCAGUAGAUGUGACCGGACAUGAUAAUUAAACAUGCAUGAGUUGUAUGAAGGUUGUACCAAAGUGUUCUAAUAUUUGUGUGUUAACAAACUAAAUGGUGUGCAAAGAGAAUACAGAGUAUAAUGCUGGUCUUGGCGGACAGAACUUAAUUUUAUUUCAGUCUGAUAGUUCUAAAAUCAUGUUGUCUUUCACUUACGACGUGUAAAAGAAGGAGAUAGAGCUAGUUUUAGAACUGUCAAAGUCAAACUUAAAAUUAAAUUAAGGUCAGCCAGAAUCGGAAAAUUACGUAUGUAAUUUAAUUAAGUUUGAAUAAUGUGCAUAUAAGUGACAGCUUGGAGCCCCAAUGUUAAGAUUAUGUCAUCCACACUCGUCAUCUUUUGCAGUGCAUUUUUUUAUUCAAGUUUUAUUUUUUAGAUUUACAACUAAUCUGAUGACGUAAUUAAUCAAAAGCAUAAUGGAAGACUGUUGCAGAUAGAUGGAUAUCGGUAUCUUACAUCUAGACCCACUCUUAUCUACUUACUCACUCACGCUCACUCUGAAACCAACAUGAGCGAAUAGGCAAGAGGAUUACCUAGUCAAAUGAGAAACUUUUACUUCACUAGAAAGAUUUUUUACGGAAAUUCACACGUAGAUCACGACAUCAAUAGUCAAACGUCGUAACUCUGUUAUGUAAUUCUUAAUUUAAAAUUCGUAAAUCAGUCAAAAACAAAACUUGAGAUUGAUUUUUAAUCAUCUAAGACUGGCUUCUAUUUCUAGAGCAUUUUAUAAUUUAUCUUCGACCCGGUCAUCUAGCCUAUUACUCGCGUAUGGUUUGUUUUUCAAAUUAAUAUUAAUAAUACAUGGAAAUUAACCUUUAAUAUUCAGUUUAAUAUCAGAACAAGUAGCGAUAUCCUCUAUCAGCAUGUUAAGAAAAUGUUAAAACACUGCUGUAGCUUCUUUCUGUAGACGUACUCGAUUACUAUCUCAUUCGCAUUUUUUUUGUUAUAUGAUCAAAUCAUAAUGUCAUCUAAAGAUUACAAUUUUAUUUACUAACUUACAUUACUUCACUUACCUGUGAUGUGUAUUCGUCAGCUAUUGAAGAGAAUAAAUAAUUUAUAAAAUAUUUAAGCCUUAUUUAAAUCAAUUUAUGCCUAGUCUAUCGGACUGCUAUUAUUGUGAAUAAUUUCUGUGAAUUUGUGAGAUUUUUUUGGGUAUAAAUAAUAAGGCCAAUACCCAUUACGUAUUUUAUACAUUUUUGCCGUCUAAAUAAUCUGAGUGAAAUUGUCUUUUUUGAGUUGAAUAACGCCUGAAAGGUGACACAAAUAAGAAUUUAUAAAAACGCUUUUAGGUACGAAGUAAAGUAAAAUACAGGGCUUUUGUGGUAGUCGGGUAGAGUAGAAGUUGGAAUGAAUAGUUUUAUUUUUAAUCUUAUUUCGACAAACUGUGGACCUAUCCAUUGUGAUGCGAUUAUUUCUACGUCACGAUAUUCUCUUUUAAUGUUACAAUGACCACAUCUUAUAAUAGUGAUGAUAAAUAAUUAAAAAUGUUCUUUGUCAAAUUAACACAGAUUGUUGUAUUUCACAUAAGCGUUGGAAGUACUUUGUGUAAAGUGCUAGUAAUGAUCGCAAGUCCACAGACGUGUUCUUUGACUCAGUGGCCAAGUGUAUGAAGUUUUGAGGUCUUUACAAAUUGAUAAUUUCCAAUGUAGGAAAGCUGUGCAAAAAGAGUAGGGGUAUUGUAAAAAUCAAAAUCUGUAUUUUUUACUCUGGUAAUAUUAACGCAGCUGGUAGUGUUUGUGAUUGGCUCACAAUAUAUCAGUGUUGCCAUUGAGUAAAAAUUGCCAUAUUUUAAUUACUCUUCUUGCAUAAUUUUUAGUUGGCAAACAGUGGAAAACUAAUGAAGAUCGCAUUGUUAUAGUUAUAAUAUUGUCUACCUAGAUUGCUGUAUUUGCUAGAAGCAUAUUGCUAGAAUACAUUGCCAAGCUAUGAUAAGUAAGUAAAGGUUUAGAAACUAUACUCGCAUAAUAUUAAAAGGUCUUAGCUCUUACUUCCGGGAUUAUUUUAUGAAUGGCAACAUAGAUAAAAUUCGCGCUGUAAUGAUUCUGAAAUGGUCAAACUUCGAACUAGUUUCAACGUUUCAUGAAAUAGAUCCCUAGUAUAAGCCUGGUAUAACAAUUGCCACAUAUUUUAGCCUACCAAUACAAUAAAACUUCUAAACUAAAAUGUUCUCACAUUUAUAAGACAAUUUUUGGAACCUGUUUGCAUUUGACUAUACUAAAUAUUUGAUUAAGGCAAUAUUUCUGGACACGCGUAUUUUUUCUUAACUUUAUGAAGAAGGAAGCAAUAUAUUGUAAUUGUAUAAAAUAAUUUGCGCGUAUGACCAUGCAUUGGCCUUAUUCGAAAUUAAGUUACUAAUUCAAUUUGUAGAAGGUGUACAGAAUAAAGCGGCUUGUCCUAAAAUGUAUGUAAAUAGUAAAAAAAAUAAAGAUAUAUAAAUUGUGAA
This is a messenger RNA of Pectinophora gossypiella (pink bollworm), 6069 nucleotides long. Its product is annotated as protein phosphatase inhibitor 2-like. Lineage: Eukaryota; Metazoa; Arthropoda; Insecta; Lepidoptera; Gelechiidae. The coding region runs from base 70 to 573 and encodes 167 amino acids. The transcript has 2 exons. Gene Ontology annotation, molecular function: protein phosphatase inhibitor activity. The record is from RefSeq and is a predicted model, not a curated record. Gene Ontology annotation, biological process: regulation of signal transduction.